Ixodes scapularis (black-legged tick) is the source of this 4115-nucleotide messenger RNA. RefSeq names its product poly(rC)-binding protein 3-like. Gene Ontology annotation, molecular function: mRNA binding. Gene Ontology annotation, cellular component: nucleus; cytoplasm. Gene Ontology annotation, biological process: regulation of gene expression; regulation of RNA metabolic process. The record is from RefSeq and is a predicted model, not a curated record. Lineage: Eukaryota; Metazoa; Arthropoda; Arachnida; Ixodida; Ixodidae.
UCCCCUCCCAAGGGAGCAACAAUACCGUACCGUCCAAAGCCGGCCAUGCCACCAGUGAUAUUUGCAGGGGGUCAAGCCUACACUGUACAGGGCCAAUAUGCAAUUCCACAUCCUGACCCGGGCUCAGUGCCCGCCUCCGCCGCCUCCAAUAUGGCAGGCGUCAAACAGCCGACCAACCUGUCGUGCCCCUCGUGUUUCUUUGUUCCCGCCCCGCAGCUGACCAAGCUCCACCAGCUGGCUCUGCAACACGCUCCGUUGCUCCCAGGGCACAGCGUAGGAGCUAUCAACCCCCAAGUGUCGGGUUUCUCAGCAGCACUGGCAGCACUGGCCACCACCAACAACCUGCGGCCCAACACGGCGGCAGCCGCCAUUGCGACGGCAAGCACCACCACCACCGAAAUGACCAUCCCCAACGACCUCAUAGGCUGCAUCAUCGGCAAGGGGGGCUCCAAGAUCAAUGAAAUUCGGCAGCUUUCUGGAGCCACAAUAAAGAUAUCGAACUCUGAAGAGGGGUCCAAAGACAGAACAGUCACCAUCUCAGGAACGCCGGAAGCAAUCAACCUAGCGCAGUACCUCAUCAACACAAGCAUGGAACUGCAUAAGAACCUGACCCUUGACCUGACCUCGAACCACCCUGCCUCGACCUCUGGAACCCUGCCACCCAACAACAACAACACCACCACCACCACCCCGAGCCCCCUGGCAAUCCCGCUCAGCCAACUGGUGAAACCCGCCAGUGCCGCCCCGCUUGCCCUGCUGGCCAACGAACUGAGCAACCUCUCUUCGGCCGCCGGCCAAGGGCGCAAGGCACUCACUCCCAAAAUUCGGGGCUCCUCCGUGGCCAACUCCGCAGCAGCGGCAGCGGGUGCCACUGCCUCGCAUAACGGCAGCAAGAAGUCCGAGCGGAACAAGUUCUCCCCUUACUAGUGGGAAGGGCCCCGCCACCCUCUCUCUCUCUCUCUUCCUCUCUCUCUCUCUGUCUCCUCGUACCCCUCGUGUCUCUAAAUUAUUCUCCCCCCAGAAAACACACACGACACACACACACACUGGAUUCACAAGGCCAGCUUGUCGUUUCGUGACCAGCUAAUGUUCAGUCUAUGAAAGGGAGUCUGGUGGUGUAACCUGCUUUUGGUGUGUUUCUUCGGAAGAACAGAGAAAAAAGAUAGAAUGUUCCUCUUUUUCUAUUUUCCUCCUUCUUGGUUCUUCCGCAACCCGGCAACGGGGAAGUUGGGGCGUUGUUGUGUGCGCGCACUGCGAAGGAGGACUGUUGCAAAGGACUGUGCAGCAAGGAGAAAGAACGCUAACCUUGUGUUGUGUGUCUGACAGUGUUGGUGUGGCCGUGCGCGCAUACGGGGUGAUGGUCUCUGCCUGGUGUAUAGCAGAAGCCAUUUUUUAUGGCUCUUUUUUUUUCCCCUUUCUUUCUCAGAGUUUGUCUUUGGGGUGUGUUCCUUUCUCUGGUGUGCGCUCAGUGCAAUGACCGCGACGUCUUUCUCCAAUCUCGCCAGUAUUUUUUAUGUUGUUAUUUACCAAAGAAGUUCUAUUCUGAGGCUAAACGGGGAGAGACAGCACUGGACGAUCCAAUGUUUUUGACGUGAGGAGGGCAUGUUUCCCCUCGUUCAUUCAGUGGCAUUUUGCUUCGCUGUGAUUAGAUCACUCUAUGUGUGUUCCUUUAGUUUGUACUUCUGUUUAUUCAUAAAGAAGGGAUACUUUGCAAAAAUUUACAUUAUUCAACAGAGCAGUGAAGCACAUAUGUUUAUUUGACAUUGUUUUACUUCUGAUCUUAUUUUUUUAUGGUCUUACUUAGGGCUCCUUGUACAAAAUGAGUAAAAAAAAUAUGCUUAAACAGUGCCAUGGUUGUGCAAGGAGUACUGCAAAAAGCAAAAUGCAAUGGAUUGACCACUUGGAUGUUGCACAUACCGGAUUACCACAUCUACAGAGAUUCUUUUUUGUCUGAAUGGAAACAGAUUCGGUAUUGCAAACAUAUCAAGAGUGGGCAUCAUUAUUUGUAUUUUCUUAAUGCAGCUUAUUGGCCUGCAUAGUUGAACGUAGGUUAGCAAAGAAGUUUUCACUCAAAGCUGCAAACGUUGACUUGUAGGCUCAUGCAGCCAUAUGCACAAAGCAAUCAAGUUUGAGACAAGCUCUGUUUUCUUUUUUAGGGUACAAGUGUUAGCUAGUCGAGAUGAAGUUUUGCGUUUACAUGGCUAGGCACGAGGUUAGCUAGCUCCUGUGCGACAGAGUUGUGCAUUUUUUAUUCAUUUUAGCGGUAGGCGUUGGUCUGGUUCUUGUUGUUGAUAUCUGAAACUUUGCUGUAUCAUAGUUUGUUCUGCAGCUGUAAUAUCAGUGUUUCUAAGUCACGUGCCUCAGAUAUCUCGGUGUGUUAUGCUAACCUGCAUUUUCAUUUGCCAACCAUAGGAUGGCUACAUAGUAGGUAGUACCUGGGUGCAACUUGUUUUUUAACUGUCUGAAUAUUGCAAGUCAGGGUAACAGCCCAGCACUCGGAUAUCAAUAUUGCUUGCACCUGGAGGAGCUGGUCCCUUGUUUUGUGUAUAUAAUACACACUCACCUUCAAUAACUUUUUUUCUUCCUAGCACUUAGGUCUUAUGGCCCGCAUAGAGCAGCAGAUGACGCAGUAUUUUAUUUGCUGUAGUCUGGUACAUAGUUAAAUGCUGUAGUAGCUUGUCUUAACAUUUACUGAAUUACUUUUCAUAGUUUGCUUACAUCACACAGCAAGUCUGGUCAAAAACAUUGAGCCCACAAUGUUUCAUUAUAAAAGUAAUGAUCUGAUGUACAAUUCAUUAAUGGGAUGUCUUAUCCUAGGCUCUCAAGGCACAUGUCUAAAUUCAUCCCCUCUGUAAAUCUUAUUCACUCUAAGACAUUGCAGGCGAUCAGAAGUUGGCAAUAAUGUUUGUACAUAAAACAACAAAUAUGAUAUAUAUAUAUGCCAGCCUUGUUGUGUGAAGUCACACACAAGGUAUAAGCAAAAUGUACACAAAAGCUAUGUAGAACAACACAGCUUGAACAUUAUAUCAGGUCUUUUCAUCAUUCCAUGAAGAGGCAUAGGGUCGAGUGUAGGUUUUAUUUUGAGAGGAACAGUUUUCUUGCAGAUGCAGGUGGUAUAAGCGGUUCAUUUUGCACAUUUCACGAGAACCAUGGUUUUCGUCUGUCUUUUUGACGUGAGGCUCUCCUGGCAGAGGACAAGCUUGUGUUCUUACAUGGGAAAUGGAAGUUGUUAUGGUGUGGCAGUCAGUAUCCCUUGACAUGCCGUUUGUGCAGCUUCACUCUACAGAACCUCUCUGAGCCUUGAACAGCUCGCAUGUGAUGUGGUCAGUCAAAUGAGUGUUUUGUAUUUCUAUGGACAUGCAUACAGAUUAUGAGCAGCAAGACAUAUCUUCUCAGAGGGUUGCCUGUGACAUGUUCCCUAACCAGCCAUCGUUGUUGACUUUUGCCCGACAACAAGUGCUCUAUUUGGUUGUGAUGGUAUCUGCCAGUUUAUUAGUUUGAUCCAAAAUAUUUUAUGCAAAUUAAUUGUGAGGCAUCUAAGCCUCAUCAUUUUAUGGCCAAAAAAAGUUUUUUUUUUUUUUUUUUUUACAUUUGGAGGGCUCAGUCUUGACUAAACUGAAGUGUCAGUGAAACUUGUUAAUAAAUACAUGUCACUGGUGGCUGUAUCUUAAAAUAGUAGCUUUCAGUGAAUUAUUCAUUCAGAUUUUUUGCAAAUAUUACUCUAUACUUUUGGUAGUCAGUCUUUCCCUUUUUUUUAUAUAUUCUAAGCCGAGAGGUACUAGUUGUGAGAGGUGCACAAUUGCAGUUUUGAGGACCACAGUAUCGUUGAACAACAAAUUGACACUGGCUUAACACUAUUCUGAGAGUAAAGCUGUCAGUAUCACUUGAUGGUUUGGCACAUGUCACAGGGGACAUCUGUAGUUAGCUGUACAUCUUGUUUGUUUCUCCAUUUUGUGUCAGUAGGACCACAGGUGUUAUUACUUGCUCCAUGUCGUACGUGUGUAAUGGCCAAGCGCCCCACUCUGUGGACAGCAGGCGAGCGGCAAGCGGAACCCAUACCCUUCCAUUGUAGAAUAACCAUUUUGGAGGCAUACAUUAAAGAUGCUGUAAUAUCA